This is a messenger RNA of Colletotrichum abscissum, 678 nucleotides long. RefSeq lists its product as uncharacterized. The record is from RefSeq and is a predicted model, not a curated record. The transcript has 3 exons. Bases 1 to 678 code for a protein of 225 amino acids. Lineage: Eukaryota; Fungi; Ascomycota; Sordariomycetes; Glomerellales; Glomerellaceae.
AUGAGAGAUAACCGCGACGAUGACGAGGGCUACGGCUCUUCCCGCGAUACCAGCGAGCAAGAGUUCCCAGAAAGACGCCACGACGACGUACUCAACAAGGAUAUGCUGAAGCGUCGAUUGAAACAUUUUCAACUGUCGGACACUGACUCCAACCACGCAACAGUCAUCAUCGGCGAUCGUUUUUCGAGGCUGAUGGCCGGAUACUUCAAAGAAUGCCUGGACGACUCAGGAGAGUUUGAACUUACGGAGUACAUUCUUCUCCAACCCGGCGCAACGAUCGACAUUCAGGUCGCCGUACCGGACCUGAUUCGCGCGGCGUCAUCUGCCAGUCGAGCGAGAAAAACGUUGAGUAGGAUGGAGUGCGACGAGAUUUGUAGAGUCGAACGCAUGAUGCAAGAAAUGGGGAUUGAAAACACACGUCACAUCCAUGCUUUCUAUCCUGAUGAAUCGGGACUAGCGCUUGAGAUUGCGCAGGGUAAAUUACAUGGCUGGAAUGGCUUGGCUAGAGAGGAGACACAGAGCAGCUUUGACAUACUCGCGCACUUUAGUGCCUGGAGCGGCGUGCGCAGCGCGUCACUGCACACUUUCCGAGGGAGGAAGCCAAACACGAAUAACAAGAGGCCUAGGGACGAGCUUGAAGCAGACAACCGCCCAAGGAAACGAGCCUGUCCGCUAUAG